Molecule: messenger RNA, 1510 nt
Organism: Chironomus riparius
Lineage: Eukaryota; Metazoa; Arthropoda; Insecta; Diptera; Chironomidae
Source: the annotation of a GenBank genome assembly
CAUAAUAAAAUGUGAUGUUUAUUGUCUGAAUUAGAGUUGAAAACUGAAUAUUUGUGUGAAAAGGGGUAAACAACUAUGAUGAUAUAAUAAUUUUCAAAAUGAUCUGUUUCUGCACAAUUCCUCAUUUAAUUCUCACACAGCUAACACGCUGGAACCUUUAAAAUGUAAUUCAUAACAACAGACUUACAAAUUAUGCUACAUUUAUAAAAAUCAAAGUUUAAAGAGCCAUCACACUAAGGGUCGUUAACUUGUGACGUCUAUCAUUUUAGAAUAAGGAGGGCGGGAGGGGGGGGGGGGGAGGGGAGAGAAUAAAAAAGGCCUUUUAGAAAAUGAGCAAGAGUUUGUGACAAGAUGUGGGAACGUGCUUAAAAUCUCAACAUUUUUAAAAGACCUAACAAGUAAACGACUCCCAAGACAACAGUGCUCAUUGCAUCAUGAAUUAUUGAAUAGAAGAAGCAGGCAAAAAAAAUUAUGUAUACUUGCCACCUAGGCCAUCAUCAUGAAAGAAAGCAAAAUCGAUUAUUUCCAUCUAAUUCAAAAGAAAUAUGUACAAAAAAAAUAAAAAUUGAACGUCACAUCAUGAAAAAUAAAGGUCUCACAUGGCGAUAGUAGGAACAUAAAAAAUGAAAAAUUUACUACCAAAGAAAAACCCGCGCACGUUCAAUGCUAAAAAAAAUUUUUUGGCUGUUUUUUUUUCUUCUCAAAAUAAAUAAAAUUAAUUAAUCAAAUCAUUUAUCGACAUGUAAUGAAGAAUUGAAGAAAUGUAUUUAAGCAAUAGUUGUUGGUUGGUGUACACUUAGUUAGAAACUUAAAGUCGUUCCGUACAGUUUAUAGCUUGAGUGCCACUCACAGUAGAAGAAAAUAAAAAAUAAAAAUUUAAAGUCAUGUUGGUCACAUCGGAAAGAAUAAUUUUCGUGCUUAUUGGAUUUAUUUCAAUUGCAUUGUGCAUGCCUGCAGUUAAGGACAAUGAAGUGUAUUUAGUUGACUAUAGUAAUGAACGUAGUAAAGAUGGAUCAUAUUCAUUCAACUAUGAGCUUAGUGAUGGUCAAUCAAGGACAGAGAAAGGAACAUUAAAAGAUGGAAAAGAUGCUGAUGGAAAUGAUAUAAAGAUUUUAUCUGUGACAGGCCAGUACGCAUUUGUUGCACCAAAUGGUCAGAAAUUCGUCACCUUCUACAUCUCCGAUGAGAAAGGCUACAGAGUUGAAAAGAUGAUGACUGCUGAGGCAAUUGGAAGAAGUUUGGAUACGACUUUUGAUGCUGAUGUUAAAAGCGACGAUGAUCUUGCAAUUGUCACAACUACGGAGAGUGAAAUUGAAUUGGAUUCAUGAACCUGUAAUUUUUUUUUUCACAUGAUGCGAUCAUUACCAAAUCUCAUGUUUAAGUGCUAUAGAAAUAGUGUGAAUGUAAAGAAGAACUAAAACAAGUUUUUAUUGACCCCUCCGUAAAUACUCAAAUAAAUAAAUAAAUAUACAGGAUGAAGCUGAGCAUCAUCCCUAAUUUUAUAAAUAAC